ACGAUUGCAGAAUGGCGAAUCAAAUAAGCCUGUCAUGGAUGAGCAAACAUAAGAAUAUAUGGAGGCUUUUUUGGAAUGCACCUUCAAAUUCAACUCCCAAGAAUUUUUCUAUUGGACAAGUCAUUAACCUACACAAUCUUGGGAGAGUUUCUCCAGUUCAUCAUAACUGCUUCCUUGCAAGACUGUCCCACAACAGCGUAAAACACUAUUCUCAGCUACCUGCACACCAAGGCUUAUUCCAUGUGACAAUGCCAGACCUAGAUGAGGGCAGGAGUCCCUCAAAAUCUCCUGAGAGGAAAACAUACAGCGGUAAACCCAAAGUAACAGAGAGUGAAGUGCAAUAUUUGUAUAACAAGGAAAUGGUCAGUGCGAGCCAGUAUAUGCAAAGAGAAAGGGACAAGUUAAUGUCAGAGCCAAGGUCCCAGAUAGAGUCAUAUCAUGCUAAGUACACCCCACGGUUGUUCUACCUCGAGAGGGAACAAUAUUCAUCGACAGCUGUCUGUUUACCUAGGAAAGAUGUCACAUCUAUAGAUAUGUCACACAAGGAAUUUCUUGAAAAGAUUAUGGUGGAUAAAAAUGCUCACUUUCCUAUCUCUUCCAUUAUGGACUGCAUCAAGUCACUUGGUAGGAACUCUGAUGAAUGGUUGAUAGAUUUGAAUAACGAUGUGCGAUUCCUUAGGCUUAGCAUCAUUAUCAAAGCGGUUUGUCCCUCCAUGACUACAGAAGAGCUAGCAGAAGUUUUGACACUUCUAGCUCGAGCGCAGAUAAGGACGAGAAACUUUGUUCUUCCAACCCUGUAUGACGAGUGUUGCAACAGAGUAGGUAGCAUGGACCUCAGGACGCGACUCCUUUGCUUGGACUCAUGGAGAAUGAUCGGGUAUCCUGUGCCACGUUUUUGUGAGGAAGCAUUUGCCGCUUGCAGGCAUGAUGUAUCUAACAUGAGUACCGCAGAACUUCUCCAGCUUAUUUACCUGAUUGGAGAGAAUCGUGGAGCACCUGAGGGACUUGAAGAGGGUCUUGUUAAGCUAUUACCAGACCACUUGACCUCCCUUUCUCUCACGGAACUUGGGACAGUUUGUACAGGUCUCUUUAAAUCCCAGACCUCUCCUCGAACAUCAGACCUGAUGAUGGAGAUCUCUGACCAUGUCUGCAGCAGUGACAUCCAGAGUGUUCAUAGUUUCUUCAUCGUCGGUAUCCUCAAGCACUUCAGGCGGCAAUACACAGGCUACCAACAUUUCUUCCAGUAUGUAGCAAAUGCUGUAGCUCCUUUCCUGCAUCUGUACCCGCUCAUGUCCUGCAUGCAGAUCUUACUGACCUAUGCAACCAUGCACAUCUGCCAUCCACAACUCUGUGACAACCUGGCUCAUGAGAUCACGCACCGGGCCGAUCAGUGGCGGUCGAAGGAUGCGACCAAAAUCCUCUGGUCAUUUGGGACUCUUCAGUAUCUACCAGACAAGCCAUACUUCUUGCCAACUGUCAUGGAGCAGCUGAUCGAACUACAGGGGGAGAUGGAGGAGUAUCCUCUCAACUUGGUGUCCAGUCUUCUCUCCUUGGCAUAUCUUCAGCGUUACCCAUGGGAACUCAUCAACAGAUUGUUCAGCCCAGACUUCUUACAUACAAUCAUAGCAUUCAUGGACGAAACCAGGAUUGACUUGAGGAGGGACAUGCUACUACUGGAUAGGGCCGUGGAGAUUGAGUGCCCAGAGUAUAAUGGGAACAGGCUUGAUGAGUCUAUCAUGUUGAGAUCUGAGAUUCACUCCAGUAUAGCGCCAUCCGUCGGUCAGCAGAUGGCCACUAGGUCGGACGUACGCUUCAUCGCUGGACUGGUCAGAGCUGCUGUAGGCCUGAAGGAACAUUACAAGAUCCAUGCUAUUCUACCUCAUUUUAACACCUUAGAUAUUGAAGUUCAUCUCAAUGAGCACAACCAGCCAAUCCCCUUUGAGUCUGGCGAGCCCUCGGCAGACGCAUUCAGCCGAGGAUCAGACGAGGACUCCAACAGCUUCCUCAGCUCCAGGAAACGAUCUGCAAACCAGAAGUGCAAGAACGCGGUUGCUCUGUCAUCCAAUCUUAUUACCACCAUGACAACAGGUGGUGAUGCUUCGAAGGAGCCUGGUGUGACCGCAGCAGAGACCCCGCUGGAGCUCAGGGAUGUUAGAGAUGGUCCGAAAAGGAUAAAGGAUAAGAGGAGAAAUGUCAAGCGUAUUCUACAGAAACCUGUUCCUGCCCCAGAUCAUUCAAAUGAAAAGUGGCUCGCCAUAGUGGUAUGGGCUAGGAACCACAGUCAUUAUGGAGGACACAAGCUCCUAGGUCAGCAUGCUAUGAAGAGAAGACAACUGGAACUACUGGGCUACCAUGUCAUAGAUAUUCCAUUCCAGGAGUGGUCCCAGAUGAUGAAGAACAGAGAUCAGCAGGAGAAUAUCAAACAUAUCAAGAGGAAGAUAUUCAACAAUUCACACUCAUCAAUAUGAAGGUUCCUAUCUGUAGAAAGCUGAAAAGAAAACUCCAGUCAGUCAAUAUGAGUGUUAGAAUUGAUUCAAGUUUCUGUCUAGCUAUUUGUACACAAUUCAGUAGUUAAUUGUUGUAUACAACAAAGAUAUAAACAGGAACUAUAGCAAAUAUUUUGGGUCAGUGUUUCUAUUGAGAUCAGGAAAUCUAUUGUGUCGGCUAAGUUAGCAAGGUAAAAAAAAAAUCUCAGGGCUUACUAUCUUUCUCUCCCUUUCUCUAUCUCUCUCUCUAUAUCUCCAUCCCUGCCUAGUUCCCUCCCAUUUUACCCUCUCUCUUUUAAUAGCAAUGUCCAUACCAAACACUGAAGAUGGAUAUUGUGUAAAACCCCCAAACAAGUUUCUUGAUACCACUAAGCUUCAUGCCUCUUCUCAUAAAAUGAGACUGCUGUUUCUCUCAUAUAACUUGUUAGAUUAUGAGUGUACUAGUACUCAUUUCGCAGAUGAAUAUCUCGACCAUCAGCAAAAAAGAGAAUCCGAUGAACGGGGUAAUAAUAUGUACUGUGCCUAGAAACAAAGUAUUAGCGCAUUAUGAAUGUGAGAUAUUAUUAUUAUUAUGAUAUCAAAGGUUACUAAUGUUAAUAUGAUAUCUAAUGUACAUGUAUAAAGAGUAACAUGUGCCAAAAUUUGAAUAAAUCAUGAGCAUUACUUUCUUGUGAAUCAUCAAUCAAGCUAAUUCAUCUCACUUUUGCAACAAGAAUGUAAUCUGUACUAAAUACAUAUAUUUAAACUAUGAGAUAUUUGGAAGUGGGAACAAAGAUGAUAUAUAAAUAUCUAUGCAAAUACACUUCUCUGCUGUUUUGUUUACCAUUAUUAUUUGUCACUAUACCUUUCUGUCUAUUUGCGAGUAUUCAAGAUGUAUUCUGGGUCGAGCCAGUUGAUUGCACAUCAAAUAGAUGAUAUGAUCAUAAGAUGUACAUGUCGAUCCAGAAUUACAACUUGAUUAGUGAGUUUGAUUUAUCAUCAAUAAGAAGUUGUGUACGUGACACAGGUUUUACGGAACGCUUACUGGCAUCAAUAUCUUAUAAAGAUAUUAAGAAUAGGUUUUUGAUGAGAAUAAUUUUUUGGUGCUUAAAAGUACUCUUACAAAUGCUUUUUUAAUUAGUCAAGCUGCAGUAAUUGUGAUUUAUUAUAAGUGAAAAUAUUGGACAUGUUAUUUUCCCAAAAAUGCAUUCAAUGGCACUCUGCAUCUUACAUAUGUGUAUCAUGUAUUGAACUGAAAUAUCAAAUUAGUUGCUUUUUUCUUCUUCAAAUUUUGUCCAUUUUUAAAAAUAUUAUCAGUGAUUCUUCUUUACUCUUUUAUGUUGCUGCCAGGAAAACAUUGUUUUGAUACUUAUUUGCUACUUUGUAAUAGGGCAUUUUUUAUAAAAGGCUAUGGAAUCAAAUUUUGUUCAGUUGUAUCUUACCGAUACUGGUGAUUAGCAUUAGCAUUACCAAGUAUCAAAUAGAUUGUUGAUUCUGUUUUUUUUUUAAAUAUAUGAUUGCUUUACUGAUUGCAUAUGAAGCCUCUCUUGUGUGGUCUCAUAUUUAAUUAUAAUUGUUAUAAUAAUGGGAUGUACCUGUUUAAUGAUCUUGUUUUAUUGUAUGAAAUGGGCAUUUAUAUCACCUUGUAUGUUAAUUUUGUCAUCGUCGGAUUUUAAUGCUGCAAAAAUUGACUGAUGAUAUAUAGCAGAAUAAAUUAACAAUUCAAAUACCAAUA
Molecule: messenger RNA, 4200 nt
Organism: Strongylocentrotus purpuratus (purple sea urchin)
Lineage: Eukaryota; Metazoa; Echinodermata; Echinoidea; Camarodonta; Strongylocentrotidae
Gene: fastkd5
Product: FAST kinase domain-containing protein 5, mitochondrial
Exons: 6
Coding region: 12-2468 (818 amino acids)
Biological process (GO): regulation of mitochondrial mRNA stability; mitochondrial RNA processing
Cellular component (GO): mitochondrial matrix; ribonucleoprotein granule
Molecular function (GO): RNA binding
Source: RefSeq, a predicted model, not a curated record